Taeniopygia guttata (zebra finch) is the source of this 5123-nucleotide messenger RNA. It is a transcript of the gene CSNK1G1, whose product is annotated as casein kinase 1 gamma 1. Gene Ontology annotation, biological process: protein phosphorylation. The record is from RefSeq and is a predicted model, not a curated record. Lineage: Eukaryota; Metazoa; Chordata; Aves; Passeriformes; Estrildidae. Gene Ontology annotation, molecular function: protein serine/threonine kinase activity; ATP binding.
GCGCGGGGCGGUGCCGGCGCCGAGCGCUGCCGGGUCGGGCUGUGGCCGUCGAGUGCCGUGAGGGAGGAGCUGCGGCGGGCGCGGGGAGAGCAGCGGCGGCUCCGGCCCGGCCCAGCCCGGCCCGGCCCGCCCGGGGAGCGCAGCGCCGGCGGAGCAGGUUCGGUGCAGAUAUGAGUGCCUGGCUGCUCUGCUGCUCCCGUGCCCCAGUACUCCCUGCCCUGUGAUUUUGGAUAACAAGCCUAAGCAGUGAAUUACACAUCAGGUGGUAAGAAACCAAAAGCAACCUGCCUCUAUUGAAUUCUCAAGAACACAGUCGACCCUUUGGUACAUUAUCAAGAUGCAUUAGAAAACUGGAUCUGGUGCCAAAAGAACUCCAUGAGUUUCCAUGACUCUCUUGAACUCCAACACCGAUACUUUUGGAUAUAAAUUUCUGUUCUAAGGAGAAGAGUGUGUACUCCAACACCUUUCUGCCAGCUUGCUGGCAGAGGUAUUUCACUAAGAUCAUGGACCAUCCUAAUAGGGAUAAGGAUGAGAGGCAGCGGACGACAAAAGGAAUGCCGGGAAGGAGUGGGCACGGUUCUCGGCCAAGCUCGUCGGCGUCUUCUGGCGUUCUUAUGGUGGGACCCAACUUCAGAGUGGGCAAGAAGAUUGGGUGUGGGAACUUUGGAGAACUCAGACUAGGUAAAAAUCUCUACACCAAUGAAUAUGUAGCGAUCAAACUGGAACCAAUUAAAUCCCGGGCACCACAGCUUCAUUUAGAAUACAGGUUUUAUAAACAACUUGGAAGUGCAGCUGAAGGACUCCCCCAGGUGUAUUACUUCGGACCGUGUGGGAAGUACAAUGCCAUGGUAUUGGAGCUGCUUGGUCCCAGCUUGGAAGAUCUGUUUGACCUCUGUGACAGGACCUUCACUCUGAAGACGGUGUUGAUGAUCGCCAUUCAGCUGAUCUCUCGGAUGGAGUACGUGCAUUCCAAGAACCUCAUCUACCGGGAUGUCAAGCCGGAGAAUUUCCUCAUUGGCCGGCAGGGCAAUAAGAAGGAGCACGUCAUCCACAUCAUAGACUUUGGAUUGGCCAAGGAGUACAUUGACCCAGAAACCAAAAAACACAUUCCCUACAGGGAGCACAAGAGUCUCACUGGAACAGCGAGAUACAUGUCCAUCAACACACACCUUGGCAAAGAGCAAAGUCGUCGAGAUGACUUAGAAGCCCUUGGCCAUAUGUUCAUGUAUUUCCUCCGAGGCAGCUUGCCCUGGCAAGGAUUGAAGGCUGACACCUUAAAAGAGAGAUAUCAGAAGAUUGGGGACACAAAGAGAAACACUCCAGUUGAAGUUCUCUGUGAGAACUUUCCAGAGGAGAUGGCCACGUACCUCCGCUAUGUGCGGCGGUUAGACUUCUUUGAGAGACCAGACUACGAUUACCUACGGACCAUCUUCACGGAGCUGUUUGAAAAGAAAGGCUACACCUUUGACUACGCCUACGACUGGGUCGGCAGGCCAAUUCCUACUCCCGUGGGAUCUGUCCAUGUAGAUUCUGGGACCUCUGCAGUGACCAGAGACAGCCACAUCCACCGGGACCGACCAUCCCAGCAGGCCCUUCGCAAUCAGGCAUCAUCGGAUCGCCGAGGAGAGUGGGAGAUCCAGCCGAGCCGGCAGACAAAUACCUCGUACUUGACAUCUCAUUUGGCUGCAGAUCGACAUGGAGGAUCAGUGCAGGUGGUGAGCUCAACCAACGGGGAGCUGAACGUGGACGACCCAACAGGAGCACACUCCAACGCACCCAUCACAGCGCAGGCGGAGGUGGAGGUGGUGGAGGAAGCUAACUGCCUGAAAAUGCUCAACUUGUGGUGCUGCUGCUUCUUUAAGAGGAAACGGAAGAAGACGGCUCAGCGUCACAAGUGACCGGUGCCUCCUGGGCCUUGCAGGAACCACCACACCUGCAGCUCCUGCCCUGUCUUACUGGAAGGGGCUUCUCUUUAGGAGGGAGGAGGAGGAGGAGGCAUAGGAGGAAGAGCGAAAAAUGAAAACAAAAACAAAAAAAAAAAAAAAAAAGUGACAUUUUAAACCAAAAAGAGAAGAAAACGUUCCAAAACAAACCACUCUGGGGUGGAUCUGCUGAAUGGUCUCCCUCAUUCACUCCAAGCCUGAAGCCCCUUUUGGGACCAGGACUGUGGCUGGCUCAGGUCUUGGUCGCCCUGGGAGGGGGGCUGGCUGGCUGACCCUCCUUCCCAUUGUUUACGGUGAAGGCAUCGUUGACGCAAACCUGAGGACUGUGCUUAGUUCCUGCUCACUUUCCUCCCCUCCCUCCCCUGCACUCAGCUCCUCUGUCCUCCUCCCUCCUUAAUUAAGUGAAGAAAUUCCAUAGGCUCGAUUGGCUGUGGAGAGGGCAGGAGGAUGCGGGGCAGGCAGGAGAGUUGCUAGGAGAAGGGCCUGACUGCUGCAGCAGGAAGAGACAGGUUCUCUCUGUGGCUCCUUGGGAACAGUUACACUGUAAUGUGCAAGCUGUGAGAAAUUUGCAAUCUACUGUUCCAGUUAGGGUUUUUUUCCCCACCCCGGCUCCCUUGACACCUCCCUCCUGUGACAGUAACAGAGCAGUGUGGAUUGUUUUAAAGAAGCUGACGUUGUUGCACUUUUUAUUAUUUUUAGCAUUUACAGAUGCACAUUGUAUCUGUGGAUCUCUGCGUGGCCACGCCAGCGCAGGCAGACAUCCAGCGGGGAGGAUGGUGGGGUGCACGGAAAUGCCCUUGGGUGGGGAUGUCCACAACCCUCGUGCCAGUCUGGGGCUCCUGACGCCCACCUUGGGCCACGCGCUGAGGAAAGCAUACUUGAAUUUCCAAUCACCCUUCCUAGCUGCCAGUGAAUGUCCUUUCCAUGGUUUCCUACACCGUGCCUGACCCAGCUGGCCGGGAGAGGCGAGGCUGGUGCCCAGCAUGGGCCGGAGGGAGCGGCAUGGCCUUUGCCAAACUGGAGGAAUUUGUGCUGGUCUAAGAGGUAGAUCAGGAUUGAGGUUCCUGAGAAACAGCCAUUUCCUGAAGUGUGGGCGUUUCUUGGUGUGGAUAGCCAGGAGCCUUCCCAAAUCCCUCCUUGGGCUGGUUGGGAACCUUCUGCAAGAACAUAUUAGUGGGAAGAAAGCAUCUCCAGCAGGGGAGAGGAUAAUUCAUGCCUUAACACUGAUCCCAUCUCCCGAUGGUCAGAUAGGUUUGCCUGGAAUCGCCUUCACAUCCAUUCAGUGAGCAUGGGGCAGGUGCAAAUUCACCCACCCCAUCCCACCCCCAGAGCAGCCACGGUUCUCCUGCACCACUUUGAGCCAAACCAAUAGCAAGGAAAGGGCUUGGGGUGCUUUGCACACCCAGAAAAACAAUGAAAUCUUGCAUCCAGCUGCAAUGUUUCCCAAAUUGGAGAUGAGGUUGCCAGGGGUUACUGGAGAGGUGGCAGGCUGUGGGAGAACUCAAGCAGCUUUGGGGAGGUUGUAAGUAGGUUCAUUGGACUUUGUCUUUCCAUGUGUGACACCAGAUCAGGCUGGAAUAGUUCAGUUGUCAUAAACUUGGGCCUGGCUUAUCCAAAAAUGGUGGAGAGCAUAGAGGGAGGAAAGGGAGACACUAGAUCUCAUUGUUGUUUAAUGGAUUUAAUGCUAAUCUAUGUAGUUUGGAGUUCACAGAGCAACAUUGCCAGGAGGUUCCCUUUCCCUGGCUGGGUAGGAGCAGGCUUAGGGCAGGAGAUCAGCCUGGGCAGCAAGCUCUGGGCUUGCUCCUCAUGCAUUCCUGAGUCAGUGCCAGGGUGGAAAAGUCUCCGUCCUGGCCAGGAUCCCCGCAGGGCGUCUCUUCUCCAUUCUCUGCUGCAUUCUCUCCAUGCCUUAUCCCGGUGAGCGCGAUGGAGGCACAGAGCCCUCAGUUCACACAUGCACCUCCUUCCUUCCCCCUUAGCAAAGCGCUUUCCUCCGGGCAGGCCAUGAGCCAGGGCAGGAGCAGGGCAGGAAGGGCACCACUCACCUCCCGCAGGGUGCCACGGGUGCGGCCCUGUCCCCUCCUGCCGCAGGGCGGACACAGCCGUGGGCACAUUCCACCUUUCUCUUCCCAAACUCCUCCGCUGCCAGUGGUUCCCAGAAGCUGCGUCUGUGGCACAGGCAUUCCUCUCUCUGCUGUAGGAAACCAUGGUUUGGCAUCUUGGGAGGGUGUCCAGGGGCACAGGUGCUCCCCGGGGAGCCGCCCUGCCCGCUGCCAACAGAGCUGGCCCUGAGACACUUCCGUUGCUGCCCUCCCAAGCCCCACUAAGUGCCUGUCACCAGAACUCGAUUCCUUCUGCAUCUCCUGCCGUGUUUGGUCAUUCCUCGCUGCCUCCGCUCAAGGAGCAGCUUGUAGUUGCAGCAUAUGUAAGUGUUUGCAGGGUGAGGGAGGGCGGGGGGGAAAGGGGCCAUCUCAACAGGUUUUGUUCCUAAAUGUUUUUGGUUUCUUUUGUUUCGUUGUUUAUUUGGGGGUUUUUUGGUUUUUUUUAAGUGAAUGUAUUUGAUCGUUUAGAAACUUUCCUGACCUUGUUUUUAAGUGGGUCGGUUUGAAAGCUGUUUCAUGGUGACCCACUACAGCUUCUCUCCGGAGAUACGGUGUUCUUUUAAUCCUACAAUGAUGUGUUUGUAGGGGAGGACUGUCCCCCCACGGCAUGCUGGUAAUGCUCACUUGUACCAAGCCCUCUUGCACUAUAAUCGUACGUUGGACUCUUCAAAAAAAGGGCAAAGAUGUGGGGUGGCUUUUUAACAAAAAAAAAAGUAAAAAAAAAAAAAAAGAAAAUAAAGCAGGUUAUCGGCAAGUCCUGUGCUUGAGGGAACCGCUGUCCCCAGGGAGCUCGGAGGUGACAAGGAGACACGGCCAGACUGAGCCAGCCAUGCUGUGGUAGGAUGUAGGGCAUUAACCUGGGCAAUCCCUCCUCUCCUUGCUGGGAGCAGUUGGCAGCCGGGAGACCCCAGGCAAGGGGAGGGCUCCUGGGGGCUCCUGGCGCAGGUGCCUCUGACAGGCUCCCGGCCCUCCAACGUUGCGAUGCAGUCUUCUGAGGUAUCAAGUGAGAUUUUUUUUUUUUUUUCAAUAAAACAUUGCACUGCUGCAUUGUUCUCCAUGAAUAGAAGUAUUUAUUACCUCA